ACUCCGGCAUAACCCGACUGUCACUGCACCCCAUCACUCGAUCGCAGCCGACGUCAGGAUCGUGCCUGUGCAUGAACCGAACCGCUCGUCCGACUGACUGACCAUCCGUCGUUUUGGGCCCCAAACACCGUCGACGAGCAGCAUCAAUAAAGCAACACACCUCGUUCUUCACGUCCGCGCUGCUUUGGACGACACACUCCAACCUACCGAACUGGCGCUGGACGACCAGGCGAGCAACACCCAUUCCCCCACACACGACCAUCAUCGCCAUGCCCUCCUCUCAGCGACCUUUCUUCCUCUCCUCCUUCAUCGCAGCCUUCCGUCCCCAAGGCCCCUCUCUACAGUCCACAGCCACAUCCACAUCCUCCCAACAACCGACGAAACAUACGACGACGACCGCCGCCGCCGCCGCGUCGCACGCGAACACACCUGCGUCAUCGCCGGCGGCGCGGUCGUACUCCACCACCACGCACCAUAAUCAGCAACAGCCCUCGCGACCUCUACCCAUCCAGCAGCAACCAAGUCGCCGACGCGGCAGCGACUCGAGUAGCGAGGGGUUCAGAGAUGCGUUAGGGGCCGACAAGUGGUACAUUGGCGGGAAGACGGCAGGCGGGGAAGAAAAGUUCUUUAAAAUGGGUGUCAUCAAGAGGGUCAGGAGCAACGACGGGUUGAGUCUCGACAGACUCAGUCUCUAGCGACAAGAGGAUUGAGUGGGAUCAUUGUUUUUGUACGGUACAAUACGCUGGGCAACGCACAUAUGGACCAUUGGAUAGGAUUGGGGGGAUUCAAGGGGCACCAACCGGCUGGUGAAUACGGCACAUUCGGCGUUGCGGGACUGUUUAUUUGGGAUACAUUCAGGCAUACUCUGAAACGAAGACAUGAUUGACUGAUUGAUUGA
This is a messenger RNA of Emericellopsis atlantica, 898 nucleotides long. RefSeq lists its product as uncharacterized. The transcript has a single exon. The record is from RefSeq and is a predicted model, not a curated record. Bases 270 to 695 code for a protein of 141 amino acids. Lineage: Eukaryota; Fungi; Ascomycota; Sordariomycetes; Hypocreales; Bionectriaceae.